AUGGACGGACAGGAAGACAAACAAUUCGGGCUUCGGCAUGGUUGUAAGCCGCUCAAUCCCUGGAGUGCAAAAUGGCCUUGGGGUGUUGAUAUACUCUUCAAUGCAUUACGUUAUGUGCGAGAAGAGCGUGUCCUUGCAUUCAUGCUUACGGUCGUCGACGAAUCCGGGACGACUUUCGAGCAGAAUCUGCUAGGUGCUCGCGGUAUUGAUACCGUCGACCCCGAGAAUAUCGAAGCCAUUUUGUCAAAGGACUUCACUAACUACAGCCUUGGUCUUCGGCCACGACACUUUUACCCUUUGAUGGGAAGUGGGAUUUUUACGCAAGAUGGUGCCGAAUGGAAGCAUUCCCGAGACUUGCUACGGCCGCAGUUCAUGUCGAAUCGCUUCCAGAACUUCGAGCAGAUCAAGGAAUGCGUGCGAAAUCUCAUAGCUAACAUCCCAUCUUCCGGCCAGGUUGAUCUGCAACCGCUCUUUUUUCGGUUGACAUUCGACACCACGACAUUUCUUCUAUUCGGCCGAUCAUUGUCCACCCUUACCUCGGCUGAUAUCGCGAGCAAGGAGUCUGAAUUCGCGGAUGCGUUCAACGUGGCUCAGGACCAUCUUGCGAUGCGAGGGCGACUAGGUGACUUCUACUGGGUGCUGCCUCGGAAGGAGUUCGAUAAAGCAUGCAAGACGUGUCACCGAUUCGUUGACCAAGCUGUGACUGAAGCACUCGAGGAUUCAAGCCGGAAGUCUCCCGAGGAGUUGGAUGGGAGAAAUUACGUGUUCCUGAAUGCACUGAUUCAGGAAACACAAGAUCCGAAGGUCCUCAGAGAUCAGUGCAUGAAUAUUCUGCUGGCAGGGAGAGAUACGACAGCGUGCUGCCUGUCCUGGUCAUUCCGCCUCUUAGCUCGACAUCAGAACGUUCUCGAAAAGCUACGAUCCGAGAUCGAAACUACGAUUGGGCUCGGCCCUGAUGCCGCCGAACCCACGCGAAAAGACCUAAAGAAGAUGACCUACCUUAACAUAGUGAUCAAGGAGGUGCUUCGCUUAUACCCAUCCGUUCCUGUAAAUGGCCGAGCGGCGCUUAAAACCACUGUACUUCCGGUGGGUGGAGGGGAGGAUGGAAAAUCACCUGUCCUCGUCCGUCGCGGCGAGCCUGUUGGAUAUUGCGUAUACGCUAUGCAUAGACGGAAGGACAUAUAUGGAGACGAUGCAGAAGAAUUUCGCCCUGAGAGGUGGGAAGGCGAUGCGUUGAAAGAUGUUGGUUAUGGUUACCUCCCUUUUAACGGUGGGCCGAGAAUAUGUUUGGGACAGGAUUUCGCCAUUGCGGAAACUGCGUAUACUAUAGCCCGCAUCAUUCAGGUGUUUCCUCAGAUUGGGGUAUCAGAAGUGGAGGCAAAGGUGAAAUUGGGAGCGGAGAGACAGAGCAUAACCCUUGUGGUGUCGAGUGCAGAAGGGUGUAAAGUUGAGCUCAAACGCGCAUGA
Molecule: messenger RNA, 1467 nt
Organism: Lindgomyces ingoldianus
Lineage: Eukaryota; Fungi; Ascomycota; Dothideomycetes; Pleosporales; Lindgomycetaceae
Product: cytochrome P450
Exons: 2
Coding region: 1-1467 (488 amino acids)
Molecular function (GO): oxidoreductase activity, acting on paired donors, with incorporation or reduction of molecular oxygen, reduced flavin or flavoprotein as one donor, and incorporation of one atom of oxygen; heme binding; iron ion binding
Source: RefSeq, a predicted model, not a curated record